AUGGCAUUUCCAGAGAUUAAUGUUAAUGAUGCUUAUAACUUGUUAGAUGAACAGGAGGAAGAAAAAACUUUGUUCAUUAAUUCAAUCAUCUGGUUAGAUAAGGAGAUAAACACUGUCAAAGAAAACCAACAAUCUCAGCAACAGCUAAGAAAUCUGUUUCCUGACGUUCAAAUAAUUUCAUUUGAAGCAGUAUUUGACUCUGAAGAAUAUGUGCGACAACACAAUCAAGACUCAUUGCUAGUUAUUGUCAGUGGACGACUUGCACAGACGUUAAUUCCUGACAUUCAUGAUUUUAAUCAUAUUCAAUCGAUUUAUAUUUAUUGUCGAAAUCAAGAUCCAGAGAAAACAUGGACAAGUGACUUCGCUAAGAUUAGAGGCAUCUUCACUGAAAUGCACCAACUCGUCACCAAGAUCGAACUUGAUCAAGGUAGAAUCGAAAAAACUCGAGAGUCUGUAUCAAUCGUAGCAUUUCCCGUUAAUAUGGAAGGUGAUUCUUCGCUUUCCGUCAAUGGAGAUCUGCUCCAAUUUCAAUUGCUCUUAGAUUUUUUGCGUAAGAUGGACUGGAUGGUGUGCGAUGAAGAGGAUUUCUUAGCAUUUUGGACAAAAAAGCUUUCAGAUACUCCAAACAACAUCUCGAUUCUCAAUGGUUUCAUGAAUGAAUAUUCACCUGAUCGAGCCCUUUGGUGGUAUACACGUCCAACAUUUUUCUAUGGCGCUUUGAACAAAGCACUACGUCAGCAGAAUAUUGAGACUCUUUUACAUAUGCGCUUUUUUAUCAAUGACAUCUACGAUCAAUUAGCCUCACUACAACAAUUUCAACCUCAUAGCAAAAUUCGAGCAUAUCGUGGACAACUUAUUUCGGUUGAAGAACUAACCGGUCUUGAACAAUCUAUCAACCAUCUAGUUUUAAUGAAGUCUUUUUUUUCAACGACAACUAAUCGAGAUCUUGCACUAUUCGUACUUGGUGAUACUGCGCAACAGUUCGAACGAUGGCGCACUCGCUCUAUUAUUCCGCUAAAGCGUGUUUUAUUCGUCAUUGACGCCGAUCCUUCGAACACCGAUAACAUUUUGCCGUUCGCCGACAUUGGUACGAAUAGUUAUUUUCCGGAGGAACAAGAAACACUGUUUAUGGCUGGGUGUAUUUUUCGUAUUUCUGAAACUCGUUAUGAUGAAAGUGAGCAAAUUCAUUUAGUCACACUAGAAUUAUGCAGCGCAGACGCAGAGACGAAAGCCUUACUAGAUGGCAGAAAGAAGCAUUUUGGUAACGAUAAUUCAUUGAUAACUCUUGGUCAUAUUCUUGAAGAAACAGGUCGAUAUGACCUGUCUAAAACAUGUUAUCUCAAAGCUUUAGACCAAUUACUCAAUCACAAAGCACCUUGUUUCGAUGAGCGCAAUAUUGCUGUUUGUUAUAAUUCACUCGGAAAUAUUGCAGAAUUGACAAAAGACUAUCAAAAUAGUCUUGAAUGGUACAAGAAAGGAUUGGAAAAAUAUGAAGAAACGCUUCCAGCUGGUCAUAAAUUCAUUGCUGAUUCGUAUCGCAGCAUUGGCUUGGCGUAUGGUCGAAUUGGAGAUAAAACUCGAGCAUUUGAAUCGUUGGAAAAGGCUUUGUCGAUUUUACGAACGAAUCAUGGUACGAUACAUGCAUCAGUAGCUGCUUGUCUUCAUGCAAUGGGUUCAAUUUAUUUGAUGGUCGACGAUAUUCAUGAAGUCUCGAAUAAAGCAUUUGAAUUACUGCAUGAAGCUCUUGACAUCAGACAGAAGAUACUUGUCAAGAAUGAUCCCGCUAUUUCUUCCACAUUGUUCAAUAUUGGCAGUGUUCAUCGUGCUCUGCGUCAGUUUGACGAGGCAUUGUUAUUCUAUGAACGUUCACUGAAUUUGAAGUUGAAAUUUUUUCCAGAGUCACAUCCUGAAGUAGUAAAAACUUAUUAUACAAUGGAAGCCGUUUGGAAAGAAAAAGGUGACAAUGAAAAAGCGUCUGAAUAUGCUAGCAAAGCACUCCGUUGUCAUACGCACUUUCUAGUGUUACAACAUCCAAAUAUAAUUGGCAUAGAACAUGAAAUACACAGCGCGGCAUCAACAGAUACGGAUAAUUAA
Messenger RNA from Rotaria socialis, 2094 nucleotides. Lineage: Eukaryota; Metazoa; Rotifera; Eurotatoria; Philodinida; Philodinidae. The record is from the annotation of a GenBank genome assembly.